Molecule: messenger RNA, 1524 nt
Organism: Acaulospora morrowiae
Lineage: Eukaryota; Fungi; Glomeromycota; Glomeromycetes; Diversisporales; Acaulosporaceae
Source: the annotation of a GenBank genome assembly
AUGAGUUCAUAUAAAGUUGAUACAAAAACAGGCCUACCAGUAUUAUAUCUCAAAGAAAACAAGACUUCAUUAUGGAAAAAAUUUCUUGAAACAUAUCCUAAUGGCAUGAAGCGUACUUCAUUUAUGGCACGUUUGGAAAAUAGUCGUUUUGUUUAUCGUGAUGAUCUUGGUGAAUUGUGUGCUAUAUGUAAUGAAUAUGAAUUUGGCACUUUUGAAGACAUGGUUGAAUUAGUCAAGGAAAAAAUUGGAAACAAAGAUAUUCAGCACCAGUUAAUUUGCCAGCUUAAGACAACUCAACGCCAUUUGAAACGAGAAUACGAGAAAGAAUUGGUAAUCGAUAUCCUUGGUCAUGCGAUACAUAACAAUUGUUAUGAACAUUGUUUGAAAUUUGUAUUUGGAGAUUGUAAUGAAGAACAUUCUGAUAAAUAUAAUCAUUGUGAACAAGUUGAUUGCAUUUUUCAGAAAGUUCUAGAAAUGCUUCCUGAGAAAAAAAAAGAAAUCGUUAAGAAUCAUGCCAAAUUGCAUUAUUACUGGGCCCACCAAGCAAGAAAAACUUAUUUCAACACACAGUUCAAUGCUGCCUUGCUUCGUCUUGACGAAAAUUCAAAUUCUACUUCGUUGAACGUGGAAGCUUUUGAUCAUUGGUCAGAUGAUCCUAUACAAGAUGCGUGGUUUACUGUAUCUUCUUUUGAUGCAUUGUUUUCGACUAUGAAAAAGAAACCAACAUGGAUCGAGGUGUUAUCUGAUAAUGGCGGUCAUUAUCAUAACAAGCAAUUAAUGUUGAUAAUUAGUCAAUGGGAGCUUUGGUAUGGAAUAAGUAUAAAAUCAUGGAUUUUUCUAGAGCCCGGUGAAACCAAAACAACUAUUGAUUCUCACCAUGCACAGGCAAAAGGUGAAUAUGCUGGUCAUGUUUAUGCUAGAGCACUACCUGGAUUCGAUCAAUGGAACACAUUUUCAGUUUCGGAUGUCAAAAAAGCGAUCAAAAAUCAAGAAUUCACAAAGCCGAAUCCUCAAACAUCUGAUUGCACCAUUCCACAAUCAGACUGGAUAGUGCCAUUAUCAAAUAAAAUUUCAAAUCCAAAUUAUUGGUCAAAGGAAGCGAUCAAGAAUGAACUUGAAAAACGAAAGAUUGACUAUAGGGAUAAAGAAAACAACUUUGGAGAGGAAAUACUAAAUGAAAUCAAAGAAAUACAAUUGCUAGAUUCAACAUUGACCAAUGUAAUAUCAGCAAACCCAAAAUUAUCAGAACCAAAAAAGAAAAAACGACGUAUUAAUCAAGAUAUAAGUGAUGAUAUUGAAAAAGAAACAGAUCAUAAGUUGCAGGCAAUCUAUUUUAAUUUGGAAUGGGCACUUCAGGAACAACAAGAAUUUGACAAACAAGAUGCCAGAAAACAUAUGACUGAAAAGGUUAGAAAUCUUUUGAAAACUUACUUCUUGAGUGGAAAUGUUGACAAAAAACAGAAAUUUACUGUCACGAUGAUGUUAGUUAACUUGGAAAAAAGAGCAGAAGCAGGAGAAUUAGAU